UAGAGAGAGAAAGAGAUAAUUAAAUUUGAACACCUAUUUUGUCAGCACUAAAUAUUGACAACUUCAAUCUGCAACAGGACAAAUCAUCAAAUCCAGUUCAAACUUAGUACUUGCUUGAUUGGUUUAGAAAUUAUUUGAGCUAGCCAAUCCAUGGUGGUUAAUUAAGAAGCUCCGACAAUCAUGGAUUGUAGUAACGAAAUAAUAGAGUUGACGGAAAAUUACGAUUUCGCCCCUAAAGUCGGCGUCGCGAGACGGCCUCUGGAGAAGCACGCCAUCGGCGAUGACAUCAACAAACUUUUCGAGGCAAUAGAAAUCGGGAGGACCGGCCGUAACAUUACCCGAACGCAAGGGCGUUUUCGAGAUUCUACCCGUAGAAAUCCCGCGAAAAGACCAAUGAGAGGAGGCAUCGGAAUUUCGGAGCCGGUGAGUUUGAAACAGUCCCUUAGAGGAUUAUCCAUCUCACAAGCAUCGGAAAUGGCUGCCGUUAAGAAAAGAAUGUCGAGACCGUUUUUAGUGAUCGAAGCCAACCAGGGUCAAAAAAGGAAUUUGAUGGAGAUUUCCCUAGUACCCGAAAAAAACCUGUCGAAAAAUAUUUCCGACAAGGCAAAGAGUACUGCUGACAAAGCAAAUAGUACUACUACUGUAGUGGCAACAACAGAGUUGUCACAGAGCUCGAAAAGCAGCACCACGACGAGCCACAGCGAAGAGAGCUAUUAUCAUCUAAGUGGGUCCCACCGAAUCGGAUGUAGGCCCCACAUGUCGAAGGACUCGAAAUGGGAAGCCAUAAGAAGUAUACUGAAGCAAGAGAAUUUGAUCAAAUUGGGAUUGAGGCAUUUCAAGCUGUUGAGAAAGAUAGGCGGUGGAGAUAUUGGCAGGGUUUAUCUUUCCGAGCUUAUCGGCACGAAUUGCCUAUUUGCGGUGAAAAUUAUGGAUAACGGUUCUUUGAUUACUAGGGAGAAAAUGGCCAGGACAAAAACGGAAAAGGAGAUACUCGAGAUACUCGAUCACCCUUUUCUUCCGACGCUGUAUGCACAUUUUGCCACGAAUAAGUUCUCGUGUUUGGUGAUGGAGUACUGUCCAGGUGGCGAUCUGCACGUGCUCCGUCAGAAGCAACUCACCAAGAGCUUCCCCGAGAAAUCGGCCAGGUUUUACGCUGCGGAGGUACUUCUUGCAUUGGAGUACCUUCACAUGCUCGGAGUGGUGUACCGAGACCUAAAACCCGAAAACAUUCUUGUAAGAGAAGAUGGCCACAUCAUGCUCUCUGAUUUCGAUUUGUCCCUCAGAUGCACCGUAAAUCCCACGCUACUCAAUUCCUCGUCUUUUUCGUCCCCUGCAAUAACAACAACGGGGGGCCCACCAAAGAAUAUUCCAAGUACCCCGUGCUCCGAUUAUUCUAACUGCACACACCCUUUCUGCCUCCAACCAAUCUCGUGGCAACAACUCUCUUGUUUCACACCCGGGUUUUUAUCCAAAACACGUAAGCUGAAAACCGAACUAGCCAUCAACCAUCACCCACUGCCGCAACUCGUGGUGGAGCCCACGAGCGCGCGGUCCAACUCGUUUGUCGGGACCCACGAGUACUUGGCUCCGGAGAUCAUCAAGGGCGGGGGCCACGGGAGCGCGGUGGAUUGGUGGACGUAUGGAAUAUUCCUCUACGAGCUUUUGUACGGUCGGACGCCAUUUAGAGGGUCGAGCAACGAGGAAACAAUAUCGAAUGUGGUUUCUCAGCGUCUGGAUUUCCCCGAUCGUCCCGCGGUGAGCUGUCAAGCACGAGAUUUGAUCGAACGGUUGUUGAAGAAGGAGCCGGAGGGGAGGAUGGGGGCGGUUAAGGGUGCGGUGGAGAUUAAGCAACACCCGUUUUUCGAGGGGGUGAAUUGGGCUUUGGUACGGUGCGAAAAGCCGCCGGAGGUGCCGAAGUCGUUCGAUUUGGCUAAUGUUGUUGUUGUCCCUCAUACUAAAACAAGCAACUUGUUUAGGAAAGAAUUUGAGCUCGGUGAAGAAUGUGAAAUUGAAUUUGAGAUGUUUUAGCAAAAAAAAAAAAUUAAAAAAAAAU
Messenger RNA from Erythranthe guttata (spotted monkey flower), 2053 nucleotides. Its product is annotated as serine/threonine-protein kinase D6PKL1. Gene Ontology annotation, molecular function: ATP binding; protein kinase activity. NCBI's taxonomy places the organism in Eukaryota, Viridiplantae, Streptophyta, Magnoliopsida, Lamiales, Phrymaceae. Gene Ontology annotation, biological process: protein phosphorylation. The record is from RefSeq and is a predicted model, not a curated record.